Messenger RNA from Lolium perenne, 2739 nucleotides. RefSeq names its product protein ENHANCED DOWNY MILDEW 2. Lineage: Eukaryota; Viridiplantae; Streptophyta; Magnoliopsida; Poales; Poaceae. The record is from RefSeq and is a predicted model, not a curated record.
UCAGAUAUUUCUGUGGUGCUUAAACAGGUUUUAUAAACAAGAACCUGGUGCUGAUACCAGAUAUGGCUGAGAAUGCUGAUGAAGAUAGUUCCAGCGGCAUUGAUUUGAUUUGUGCCUUAUGUGAUAAUGGUGGUGAAAUCGCAAGCUGUGAAGGAAAGUGUCUGAGGUCGUUUCAUGCAACAAAAGAUGCUAGUGAAGACUGCAAAACGUUGGGCUAUACCAGGGACCAGUUUGAUGCGAUGAAAGUUUUUCUGUGCAAGAAUUGUGAACAUGAAAGAUAUCAAUGUUUUGCUUGUCAGAGGUUGGGUUCAGCUAAAACAGAUCCUCCUGAGGUAUUUCCUUGUGCAUCAGCAAGCUGUGGGCACUUUUAUCAUGCUAAAUGUGUUGCAGAGUUACUCUUCCCUGAAAAUGAAGGAAAAGCGACUGAGUACACGGCAAAGAUAAUCAAUGGGGCGAAAUUUGCAUGUCCAAUCCAUAGAUGUGAUGUUUGUAAAUAUGGUGAAAACAAGGAGGUUAUGGAGCUGCAGUUUGCUGUUUGCCGGCGGUGCCCGAAGUCGUAUCAUAGAAGAUGUUUGCCAAGGAAUAUUGCCUUUAAUGACAUAAUUGAGAAUGGUAUUUGCCUUCUCCAAAGGGCUUGGGAUGGUCUUCUGCCCAACAAUCGCAUCUUAAUAUACUGCCUAAAGCACAAUAUUGAUCCAAAACUCCGGACUGCUCCAACAGAUCAUAUUAAAUUUCCUGUUGAUCCUUCUAUCACUAGAAAAUCCUCCAAUGUGAAUGGAAUGAAAAGGGUCAAGAUACGACGCCUUGAGGACUGCCUCGUUGUCCAAUCGUCCAGUACCAAAAGACCGUUUGGUACAACGACUUGUUCCUCCUCCAUCAAUUUGAUUGCUACAAAAAAGAAGGUUCCUGUGUCUGGAGGUACAAAACUUUGUUCCGGUAGGCCUUUGUUCGGAGAAAAAGCAUUUACGCAGGUCAUCCCCAUUAGCUCGUUCCCUGAGGUUGACAUACACACCGCGACGAGGAUUUAUGAGUUUGCUCAGAAAGCAUCAUCAGAUAUAACUAUGAAGGAUGUACAGAAAAAGCUUGUGGUUUCAUCUACAUACACAUCAUUCAUGAAGAACACUGACAAAGUUACAUUGGGAAAGGUGGAAAGAUCUGUUGAGGCUGUUAAAACAGCUGUUCAUAUGUUAGAAAAUGGUGCAGCAAUAGAAGAUGCGAAAGCUUUUUGUGCACCAUAUGAACUGUUCCAAAUUUCAAAGUGGAAGAACAAGCUGAGCAUAUAUCUUGCCCCGUUUCUUCAUGGCAUGCGCUAUACAUCUUAUGGGCGUCAUUUCACAAAACUGGACAAGCUUGAGAAGAUUGUGGAUAAGCUACAGUGGUAUAUUCAAAGUGGCGAUACGGUCGUUGACUUCUGCUGUGGUUCAAAUGAUUUUAGCACAUUAUUGAAGGAGAAACUUGAAGAUUCUGGAAAGAAUUGCUUCUAUAAAAAUUAUGAUCUCAUCCAGCCAAAGAAUGAUUUCAAUUUUGAGAGACGAGAUUGGAUGACAGUUCAACCAGAUGAAUUGCCCGCUGGAUCGCGAUUGAUCAUGGGGCUGAAUCCUCCUUUUGGGUUUAGAGCUUCUCUUGCAAACCAAUUCAUCAACAAAGCUCUAAGUUUCAAGCCAAAACUGAUAAUUCUUAUUGUUCCCAAGGAAACUGAAAGGUUGGAUAAGAAAUACCCACCCUAUGAGCUAAUAUGGGAAGAUUGUAAUCAGCUCUCAGGAAAGUCAUUCUAUUUGCCUGGAUCGUUAGAUGCUGAUAACAAGCAGAUGGAUCAAUGGAAUCUAUCGCCUCCUCCUCUUUCUCUCUGGAGUCGUAGUGAUUAUGCUCAGAAACAUCACGAGAUUGCUAAAUCAAUGGGGCACCAAUGCAGCAGAAAACCGUGCUAUGGUGAUCCACAGAGGGACAUAGCAGGCAUUGCAUCUAUGAGCACCACCGGCGAUUUGGAAAUGGGCAAUGAAGGGGAGUCAUACAUCCAUGACGAAGAAAUGCAAGGAGAGGGACCAGCGAAAGCCUCUGUUAUUGACCAGUUGAUGAUCGAUACAUACCAUGAUACCACUAGUUCUCCAGGUGACUACUGGACAGAUACCAACGGCCGAUCAGGGCAACCUUGCAACUAUGAUGUCCCAGGAAGAAGUGACCCUCCAAUCCAUGAGUAUCUUGCAGAAAGGGCUACGGACUCUGACAUGAGCAUUUCGUUGUCAGGCUCUAGUGAUUCUGGAAGAGAAAACCAAACUGUGUCAACCUCGGACGAUGUGCCUACCAAUCCACGAGCCUGCCAUCAUAUUGGAAGUGUAUCUGCCGAGCAACCAAUUGACCCUGCCGAUAGUGAUGAGGUAUCAUCAGCUGAUGUCCAGCAUGAUGGGCUGGGAGAGGCAGAUUCUGCACCCCGAGAUCCAGCUGGACUUCAAUACCAAAUCCUGGAAGACUCACCACCCGAGGAGGGAGAGCUGACUGAUUCGCUGCCUGCAGAUAGACAUGCAGCUGGUGUGCCUCGGCUUAUCAUGUGUUGAAGUGGUAGAAAGAUAGUACUAACCAGCUGCCUAGGGGCCUCGGCUUAACUUACAGUGAGAGCUUGUUUUGGUGUAUGGCCAGCUUUAUUUAAAAUAUGCUGAGGUUGUGUGGAUACUAAUUAUGUACUGUCAUUGUGGCUGCAUGCUCUUCGGAGCCCCAAUUUUGCCAAGACCGUCUUUUCGUUUA